AUGGGUUAUCUGAAAAAUUUCGGUGGAAUGCAGAAGAAGAUUACUAGAGACGGGCAACCUGCCAAGAGGCGAGGCCCCAAGCCCGACAGUAAGCCGGCACAGACACGACGGCAAGAGCUCAAUAGACAAGCUCAAAGAACACACCGGGAACGGAAAGAAAAUUACAUCAAAGCCCUGGAAAUGGAGCUUGCUCGACUUCGAGAAAUCUACGUUCUGGAACAGAAUACUCGUGAUUCGACCAUCCAGCAGCAGAAACUGAUCAUCGGGACUCAGCAACGAGAGAUCCAGGGGUUGAGAGAAAUCCUUGCAUCUCGAGGAAUUACUUUCGAGAACGAACUGGAGAACCGCAAAGCCAUGAUGACGAUGAAACCGAAACGAGAAGAGAACUCGAUGACCCCAACGUCAAUCAGCACCUUGAGUCCGCAGUCAGCUGGAAACAAAUCAGCCGGCUAUGGAGCAGUGGGACGCCCACCGGGUUCGGCAGCAAGCGGGUACUCUCCUCAGGCAUACUUGAGCAGCGCUCCCAUGAGUUUGUCCGGCCACUCGCCUGGUACCACACAGUAUGCAAGUUCGCCGCAAGGACCAGAUAUCCAAGAGUUUUCCAUCAAACAGGAAGACGAUGCGACACCCGACAUGCCUGGAAUCUUUGAAAAAGAGCCGCAGUUGGGCAUUGACUUUAUACUAAAGCUCGAACAGACUUGUCGGGACCACGAGGAGUAUCUCGUGCGACGAUCAAUGGACUCACCCAACACCGAAGAAGAGGCCCUCUUUUCCGGACAUGCGUUGAUGGCCAGCUGCCCGCCCCCGAGCCAUAUUGAACGAGUGCCGGCGCAACAGGGAGGUCUGCAGCCAACAUACGAGCACAAAGUGCCCGAUGCAGAGUCGGUGCAAAUCUUGAAUAACCUUCUCAAUCUCAGCCAGACCUUGAAAGGUAGCGCCAUCCCAAGUGGACAGGUCACCCCUAUCAUGGCUCUGCAAUCGCUCAAGGGUCACAGAAACUAUGCCACUCUGACUAGAGAGGAUGUGUUGUGCAUGAUUGAAUCCAUCAGAAGCAAGGUUCGAUGCUAUGGCUUCGGCGCUGUGAUGGAGGAUUUCGAGCUGCGUGAUGCCUUAUCUAGCAUAUUCGCAACCAAGCCGGAGACGUACGAUCAGCUGGGCACGGAUUACACAGCUGAAAUUGACGAGAUGUACUCAUGA
Messenger RNA from Cladophialophora carrionii CBS 160.54, 1197 nucleotides. RefSeq lists its product as uncharacterized. The coding region runs from base 1 to 1197 and encodes 398 amino acids. Gene Ontology annotation, cellular component: RNA polymerase II transcription regulator complex. Gene Ontology annotation, molecular function: transcription cis-regulatory region binding; DNA-binding transcription activator activity, RNA polymerase II-specific. Lineage: Eukaryota; Fungi; Ascomycota; Eurotiomycetes; Chaetothyriales; Herpotrichiellaceae. The transcript is spliced from 4 exons. The record is from RefSeq and is a predicted model, not a curated record.